AUGGCUUCAUUGCAAAUUUAUUACUGUGACCGUGUGGUCAGCCGACUGAUGACCGCAGAGACUGCGUAUUCUAUCGCGUUGAGUCUCGUGAUAUCCAACAUUCUCUGCUGUGUGGAGAAGGUUUCCGGGCACGCCAGCAAGCUGAAAUCGCAUAUGACUCAAGAGUGCUGUCAUGUAGACGCCAAGCAGACGUUCCAUGGAUGUCAUGCACUGACCUUGAUUUUUACCGAAGCGCUAACGGCCAUCACUGAGAGCGCCGUAAUUUAG
Molecule: messenger RNA, 267 nt
Organism: Opisthorchis viverrini
Lineage: Eukaryota; Metazoa; Platyhelminthes; Trematoda; Opisthorchiida; Opisthorchiidae
Exons: 1
Coding region: 1-267 (88 amino acids)
Source: RefSeq, a predicted model, not a curated record